AUGGCACUCUCACCGUUCGCCUCACGCUCCCCUUCGGUGGCCAUCUCAUCUCCGAAUACCGCCCUCAGGUUGAAAGCUGCUGCUGCGCAACCCGCGGCUGGGUCUGCAAUGAGUGCAGUGCCUGCAGCCCAUGCUCAUAGUGAACUCACCGAGCAACUCAAUGAUUCAGUAGCCCGGAACUAUGAAAGAGGCAAGAAGUUAGGUGAGGGUACAUACGCCGUAGUCUACCAGGGACGCCGCCGAGACACCGCAGCCACCGUCGCCAUCAAAAAGAUCAAAGUCAAUGCCGACUACAAAGAUGGACUGGCCAUGGAUGCUAUCCGCGAAGUGAAGUACCUGCAGGAACUAUCACAUCCGAAUGUCAUCGCACUCCACGAUGUCUUUUCCAAGCACGAAAAUCUUCAUAUUGUCCUGGAGUUUCUUCCCGGGGGUGAUCUGGAGAUGCUCAUCAAGGACCAAGACAUUCACUACGGCGCGGCGGAUAUCAAGGCCUGGAUGGGCAUGCUCGCCCGAGGAGUAUGGUUCUGUCACGAGAACUUCGUGCUGCACCGAGAUAUCAAGCCCAACAACUUGUUGAUAGCGGCGGACGGCGAAGUCAAAUUGGCUGACUUUGGUCUGGCCCGGUCGUUUGCUGAUCCCUAUCUGAACAUGACCCACCAAGUGAUUACUCGCUGGUAUAGGCCCCCGGAGCUGCUGUACGGGGCCCGACAGUACUCCGGAGCGGUGGAUGUAUGGUCGAUGGGCAUGGUGUUUGCGGAAUUGGUGCUGCGCGUUCCGUUCGUGGCGGGCAACACGGACCUGGAUCAAAUAUCCAAGAUCUGCGAAGCCUUCGGCACUCCGACCGAGGAGAACUGGCCCGGGGUCACUCAGUUACCCAAUUACAUUCCGACGGACGGCAGUCACAUAAUCCCUGCGUCAGGACGGGACUUUUUCCUGCGGCAGUUCCCAACCGCUGGCCCGGUGGGUGCCGAUCUGCUUAUGUCGAUGUGCGCGUUAGAUCCUCGAAAGCGCACCACAGCUCUCCAGGUGCUUCAGCACAGCUGGUGGACCAUUGACCCUCGGCCGACCGAGAAGGAGGCUCUCCCGCAGAAACGCAAGUCCGCCGAGAAAAAGAUGGGUGACGAUUUGAGCCGGCGCGGAGGGGAGCUUCCCGACGACAGCCCGUUCAAGAACGCGGCGCGACAACUAGAUUUUGGCGCUAUGAAAUAA
Molecule: messenger RNA, 1209 nt
Organism: Penicillium argentinense
Lineage: Eukaryota; Fungi; Ascomycota; Eurotiomycetes; Eurotiales; Aspergillaceae
Gene: kin28
Product: TFIIH complex serine/threonine-protein kinase subunit KIN28
Exons: 2
Coding region: 1-1209 (402 amino acids)
Biological process (GO): protein phosphorylation; positive regulation of transcription by RNA polymerase II
Cellular component (GO): transcription factor TFIIH holo complex; cytoplasm; transcription factor TFIIK complex
Molecular function (GO): cyclin-dependent protein serine/threonine kinase activity; RNA polymerase II CTD heptapeptide repeat kinase activity; ATP binding
Source: RefSeq, a predicted model, not a curated record